AGUCCAAAAUGAUAUCUUUUAAGGACGUAAGGCGUGGAGGCAAAAAGUAUCUCUCCAUAUCAACGAGCAAGAAGAAUGACGAAGAGAUUCUUUUGGAGAUGCACAAGCCAUUUGCUCGCGAGUUUUGGGGUCCAACGGUUGUGUCCUAUCGAGUUACAAACUGGACUCCUGAGUGCGAGUAUCAAGCUCAGACAAUGCGGACUUUAGUAUUUGGCUUUACUCACAUGUCCUCUUCUGAGAUCCUUCCUUCUUUGGGUAGACGUAUCCUUGAUGAAAACGCCCCUUUGACAAAGACCUUAUCAUUUGGUGGUGAAUUUAGAUUCAUCACAGGUUAUCGGGACUGGGCCGAAGAUAUUUUGGGCAUGAGUAAAAGCGUUCUGGAGGAAGGGCUUAUUUACGAUGUUGUUUAUGCCUCAUUAUUCACGUAUGACCGAUGUACUAAUGCUAUUCAAGCAUUUUGUGAGGCAUGGUGUCCCACGACGAAUACUUUGCUUACGUCAAUUGGGGAAUUGAUGAUCACACUUUGGGACUUGCACGUUAUCGGAGGAUUGCCUAUCAUCGGAGACGCAUAUGAUGAAUCUAUUCCGGGCACUUCUGAGUUGUUAAAUACGAGCGCUGACCGUUUAUUUCAUCUCUGCAAAUAUUUGUUUCACGCAUAUCAUCAUCUCUUUCCCAAAGCCGGAGAUAAGCGUGUUUUGCGUGUUCAUGCGUGGGUCAAAUUCUGGUUCAGAAAGGCCUCCAAGUAUACUAUGCCUCCAGUGAGAACAGAAAAGAAGCGAACAUCUCGUGCCAAGGCGACCCAUAAUCCGAGCGGAGCUAUUCCAAAAUUUGGAGGAUGGUCGAAUUCUAUGAGGGUACCAUUCCACGUGCUCAAGGUUCCUGCUGAAUAUGAGGAAGAGGUAUAUUUAGCGGCAUUUUUAUCGUGUUGGCUUUGCGCAUUUGUAUUGCCGCAUGAAGGUCCUAGAGUUAUCCGCCCAGAAACAUUCAGAGUUGCGUGUAUGUUGGCUCGAGGGAAACGUGUAUGCCUUGCGGUCCCGGUUCUUGCAAGUGUCUAUCAUGGGCUUAAUCGGAUCUCGAAUGCUCCAGCUCCUGAUCAAGUUAGAACGUGUUUUCCCAUUCACUACGUUUAUGGAUGGUUGGCAUCAUACUUUGAUACACAUUUUAAGAAUGAGAUCCAGUCCACGACGCCAUUAAUGAUUUCUUAUUCAGGAGAAGGUGGAGCGAGAUCCCUCGAGAAGAGAAGUGUGCGCAAACGAAUUUUCCAGGGAGAUGUAUCAGCAUGGGUGUGUUCUACACAUCGUAGAAUCAAAGAAUAUUCAUUCUUCGAUGGUAAAAAUCCUCCAGAGGCUGAGUUGGCGCUUUUUAGGAGUCUUCGGUCGAAUUAUCUUGUAUUACGCUAUCGGGAUCAUUGCAUUGCUGAGCCUUACACUCCUCACCGCUUUAGUCGCCAAUUUGGGUAUUUUCAGGCUUAUGCUUCUGGCUUUCUUGAGAUGCGUAAUCGGAGUGUCACACUUGCUGCUGGCUUUCAGCUUUGGCUACAGUUUGAGCACGGCAUGUCACAAGCUGAAGCUGUAUUUCCGACUCCUCCUACUAUUCCAGCGAAGUAUUUCUCCUUGGAGUAUAAAGAGUGGUGGAGCCAAAUUCAUGGUAACUACCUCGAGAAUCAUGUGGGUGACUUGAUUAGGAUUUGUGAUCUUGCAGUUGAUGAUGUGAUCACCCCUUCAGAUCCCGUGACUCUGGUCUCCAAGAAGAAACGGGCACCUGAUACUGAGGCCAAGUCUUUGCCCCAGAAAAAGGCUAUGCUUGCAGCACCUAGGGCUGAAGUUUUGAUCGAGGAUGCUGAGAAAGAGAUGUCUCCUGCCAAGGUGAGUGAGAGUCAAGUUCUUGAAAAGCAGAGUAGUGAUGAGAAGAACUGGAAACAUCUUAGAAAACCUCGUCUUGGACCACUGAAGAUUCAUGCAGUCCUUGAUGAUGCUAGUUCUUCGAAUCAUGUUUCUUCAUCUAGCUCAAGUGAAGGAGAAAGCGCAGAUCAUGACACCGUCGCUGGAUUGAUAGCAGAAACCGGCCCAAGUCAUUGUAAACAAGUUCCGACUCAUGAAAUACCCAAAUCUUCUCAUGCGAAACCGGCUGCAUCUGUAUUUCAUGCAUAAGACUACUUCUUUACUUUGUAUAAGCAGUUUGUCAUUAAUACUUGGAGUGGCCUUCAACAAAAGUUAGGACGGGCUACAGCAGAGAACGUCUCAUCUCUUCGGGAGAGUGUUGAGAAUUGUGUUAUCUUGAUGGAGAAGGAGGGCAUUGACCUUUCCAUGUUGAAGACGAGAGUGAAGCAUUUCUUUGACAGGGCACAAGCAUUUGAUCAGACGUGUUCGACUGUUGCUGAUAGGGUUCCUUCUGAGAAACAAUCUCAGGAAUUGGCUAUGUCGCAAGCUUUUUGUGAAGAUAUUGAAGUUAAGAGAUCUCAAAACCAAGUGGCAUUACUUGAUGAUGAGAAGUCUCUUGAUGAAAUCAAGAAGAAGAUAGCCUUGUUGGAAGCUGAAGCUAAGGAAGUAGAAGUUUCGAUCUCCAAGCGUCGUGUAGAGGCUAGUGACUUAGACGCAGCUCUUACGAAGGCUAAGGAGGAAUCUUCACGGAUUUUGAAGACUAUCAAAGCAUCAGAUGAAGAUCAAUUUGCUUUAAGUACUCAGAAGAAGGAGCUAGAGGCC
This is a messenger RNA of Cuscuta europaea, 2702 nucleotides long. NCBI's taxonomy places the organism in Eukaryota, Viridiplantae, Streptophyta, Magnoliopsida, Solanales, Convolvulaceae. The record is from the annotation of a GenBank genome assembly.